AUGGUCUUCGGAAAGCUUUACGGUCUCCCCGAGAACGGGCGUACCCUCUCCAUCCUGGUCGCUGCCAAGCACAACGACCUGGACAUUGAGCUGGUUCAGACCCAGCCCAAUGCCUCUGCCAACUCCGGCGCUGAGUACCGCAAGGUCCAGCCCCUUGGCAAGAUCCCUGCCUUCGAGGGCGCCAACGGCUUCAACCUCUCUGAGGCUAUUGCCAUCGCCAUCUAUGUCACCUCCCAGAACGAGAAGACCACCCUCCUUGGCAAGACCAAGCAGGACUACGCUUCCAUCGUCCGCUGGAUGUCCUUCGCCAACAGCGAGGCUCUCCCCCGCCUUGCUGCCUGGUACCGCCCCCUGAUGGGCUUCGAGGGCUACAACAAGAAGGUUGUCGACGAGGCCGCCAAGGCUGCCGUCAACACCCUCGCUGUCCUUGAGGACCACCUCACCAAGAACACCUACCUCGUUGGCGAGCGUAUCACCCUUGCUGAUAUCUUCACCGCUGCUCUCCUUGCCCGUGCCUUCGCCACUGUCCUUGACAAGAAGUACCGCACUGAGAACCCCGCUUUCACCCGCUGGUUCAACACUAUCGUUAACCAGGCCUCCUUCAAGGCUGUCCUCCCCGAGGCCAAGUUCGCCGAGGAGUGCAUCAAGUACGUUGCUCCCAAGAAGGAGGAGAAGCCCAAGGCUGCUGCUCCCGCUGCUGCCGCUGCCCCCGCUGAGGAGGAGAAGGAGGCCCCCAAGCCCAAGCACCCCCUUGAGGCUCUUGGCCGCCCCGGUCUCGCCAUUGACGAGUGGAAGCGCCAGUACUCCAACAACGACACCCGCGAGGUUGCCAUGCCCUGGUUCUGGCAGAACUUCAACGCUGAGGAGUACUCCCUCUGGAAGGUUGACUACAAGUACGACAGCGAGCUCAAGCUCACCUUCAUGGCCAACAACCUGAUCGGUGGCUUCCAGAACCGUCUUGAGGCUUCCCGCAAGUACCUCUUCGGUUGCCAGGGUGUCUACGGUGCUAACUACGCCUGUGUCGUCCGUGGUGUCUUCAUGGUCCGUGGCCAGGAGUCCGCCCCCGCUUUCGAGGUCGGUCCCGACUGGGAGAGCUACGAGUUCACCAAGCUCGACCCCACCUCCGAGGCUGACCGCAAGUACACCGAGGACAUCUGGGCCUGGGACACUCCCGUUGUCGCUGACGGCAAGACCCUCGAGAUGGUCGAUGGUCACGUCUUCAAAUAA
Messenger RNA from Penicillium verhagenii, 1227 nucleotides. RefSeq names its product putative translation elongation factor eEF-1 subunit gamma. Gene Ontology annotation, biological process: translational elongation. Gene Ontology annotation, cellular component: cytoplasm; nucleus. The transcript is spliced from 3 exons. Gene Ontology annotation, molecular function: translation elongation factor activity. The record is from RefSeq and is a predicted model, not a curated record. The coding region runs from base 1 to 1227 and encodes 408 amino acids. Lineage: Eukaryota; Fungi; Ascomycota; Eurotiomycetes; Eurotiales; Aspergillaceae.